AAUGGUAAAGAAGGAGAAAGGAAAGCCAAAUCCAUUAGGUGAAGUUAGCAGAGAUUAUACAAUCAAUCUCCAUAAGGGUGUUCAUAAGGAAACAUUUAAGAGAAAAGCACCAAGAGCUGUUUCAUAUAUUAUUAAUUUUGGUAUAAAAAUGAAUUAAUUUGUCAGCAAGAAAGAAUAUGCUUACAGAAGAUGUUAGAAUUGACCCAUCUUUGAAUGAAGCAGUUUGGGCUAGAGGUAUUAGAAAUCUCCCAAGAAGAAUCAGAGUUAGAUUACAAAGAAAGAAGAAGGAAGAGGAUGAUGGAAAAGGCAAAUAUUAUACACUUGCUUAACAUGUUCCUGUUGAAUCAUUUGAUGGCUUAAAAACAGAAAUCACCAAGUCAUAAUGAUC
Paramecium pentaurelia is the source of this 388-nucleotide messenger RNA. The record is from the annotation of a GenBank genome assembly. NCBI's taxonomy places the organism in Eukaryota, Ciliophora, Oligohymenophorea, Peniculida, Parameciidae.